Cordyceps militaris CM01 is the source of this 3960-nucleotide messenger RNA. RefSeq names its product WD repeat protein. Gene Ontology annotation, molecular function: protein binding. The coding region runs from base 1 to 3960 and encodes 1319 amino acids. The record is from RefSeq and is a predicted model, not a curated record. The transcript has 7 exons. Gene Ontology annotation, biological process: vacuolar acidification. Gene Ontology annotation, cellular component: RAVE complex. NCBI's taxonomy places the organism in Eukaryota, Fungi, Ascomycota, Sordariomycetes, Hypocreales, Cordycipitaceae.
AUGAGUGCCGUCCUACCAGGCAAGCCGCAAUCAAGGCUUCAAAGCCUUGCUACUGGCUCCUGGGCCAAAAACCACGUUAAUGCUUAUAUCACUGGCAGUGCAUUGGCUAUUUUAGAUGACCCGCACAAGGUCAUACAGACCGUUUACGAUGAAAACGACGACGAGCUGGAAGCUAUCGCUUUCGAUGAAGCGAGUGGUAAGAUAGCCGUCUGUACCACCAACUCGAUUCGAGUAUAUCGCCCAAGCGCGCGACCGGAAGAUCCAUUAAAGUGGACGCUAGAGGCGUCCUUCGAAACACCACAAGCCGCAACAGGCGAGUCGUUUGCUCUGUCAUGGGGCCGAGAGGAGGAACUACUCGCUGCAUCAUCUUCGCUGUCGUUAUACUCCACAAAAUCAGAAAUCCGAUGCUCCUGGCAGAAACUACUCCCGAACAAAGCCAAGGUGGCCGCUCUUUCGUACGAUUCAGCCUACAUUGCCUCUAUAUCCGACUACGAUAAGUUACCAAAGGUGUGGCGUCGUCUAGCGUAUGGUCAAGAUGAAGUUCGAUUCGACCACUCAUACCUAUCACACCCAGACGUGGUGACUAUGGUGCGCUGGCGCAAGCCUUUCCAUGUUGACCAAUCUGCGACCAACGUGCUCUAUACAUUCUGCCUGGACGGUCUGGUUCGUAUCUGGACCCCUACAGAGACUGCCGAUGGGCAACACUGGCAACUUUGGGAGGCUAUAAAUAUCAACCAGUUUUCUGGAGGCCCACCAAGUGACCCAUCCAGAUGGAUCGUUUGUAUUGUUGACGGACGAGAUUUCAUGCCCUGUGUCGAGCAUCUUAUUCAGGUGCGCAUGUCUGAUGAUCCCACUACGGACGAAGUAGCUAUGGAACAUUUGAUAGCUGUUGCAAAUAAGACGCCGGAAAUAUGUCUUGCGAUAAGCCGAAAUGGCGCGAUGUCGGCUUGGGCUCUGGACAACGUUGGCAACAAUAACGCUGAAGGCGACCGCGUGUUCAACAUUGCGCAGGUCAAGUCUCCAGCUUUCGAGUCAUUGGAAGACUUUAUAAACUCCUCAGAAAUGCACCACAUCGAAGUGCAGUCAUACUUCGACAAGAAAACCGGCAAACUUGCACUCCUUCUCCAUUCCUUCGAUGGCAGAAUCGGGGUGUUCUAUAGUGAUGUCGCAAAUUUAUUCAGCCCUACCACAAACGAUCAGCGAAUAUCUCUUCAGACUGUUUGGUCUGGGCAUUCGGCAGCUGUUGUCAAAAUCAAUCGCAGUUUCAGUGGGCGUGCAGUCGUCUCACGAACAGAAACAGGGGAGUGUAUUGUGUGGAGUCAUCCAGAACACCGAGCUGUACCGAGUGUUGCUCUGAAUCGAAUGAGCGUCAUAACGCACGAUGGAGGUUUGCACAGGGUUUGUGUUCUCCGUAAAGGCAGGUUUGUUGUCUUUCUUGGCACAGACAGCGUAUCUCUCUGGGAUUGCCGGCCCAGUAAAGCCCGUAUGCUUGCCAAGUGUUUCGCUCAGUGGAACGGAACGGCGCUUUGUCUAAUUACCUUGCCUCGCCCGGACCCCCCCGAAAGAACCAAGGCGUACAUUUCUAUGAUCACAUCUGAACGCAAAGGAAUUGUCUGGGAAGCCACCUUGCCAGCAUAUUCCACUGGAGCCUCUGUUACAGCCAGUGGCCGCAUUGUCGAAUUCUGUCGAUUUGAGCUAGAUGUCGCGGACGGACUCAAAUACGUUCUUCCUGUUGACCCUGCUGGAAAAACGCCCGUUGCGUCAGGUUUCCUGGAUGUGUUUGCACGGGACGUCGCAAUAUCUUAUACCAGGAGCGGUUGUGUAGACUUUUGGACCGCCAGAGUCGAUUUGGAGAAACAGAGAGUCGAUUGGCUUUCUACCUGCUGUACAGAAACUGGGAUGGAGGACCCAGCGCUAGCAAGUGGAAGUACUCUGAAAAAGGCCGCGUUAAUAAAUUCCUCACGAUCUCAGCUCACAAUUUGGGACAUUGGUGGCUCUCGCCUGGAAUUUGAAGAAGACUAUGAUGCGCAUAGCACAAUACAAGACCUAGAUUGGACCUCAACGCCGGAUGGACAAUCAAUACUUGCAGUUGGGUUUCCGUACCGAGUUAUAUUACUCUCCCAAAUGCGUUUUGACUACCUCAACAAAGGACCAGCCUGGGCGCAAAUUCGCCAAAUAAGCAUACGGGACCUUACUCCUCAUCCUAUCGGGGACUCAACAUGGCUUGGAGAUGGCCACCUUGUGAUUGGUGCUGGAAAUCAAUUAUUUGUCCAGGAUCGGCUUGUCAGUAGUGAUGAUGCCAAUGCAUUGGACAUUCGUUUACCGCAACGGCGCGAUGGUGUGUGGGAUAUUUUUGAGGCUGUCCAGCGUUUCAAUGGGCCUCUGCCCUUAUUCCACCCGCAAUUUCUCAGCCAGUGCGUUCUGUCUGGGAAAGGUGUUCUUGUUGGGCGAAUUCUGAAGGCACUUCAUAAGGCUCUCAAAUAUCUCGUGCCAGGAGAGCCUGUCGAUGACUAUCUUGGUCUAGAUGUGACUGAGAUAUAUGAAGUAACACCGAAGCAUGCCGCGCGGCCAAUCUUGAGAAAAGGGCAGGUUCAUUAUCUGAAUUCUGACAACGACCAAGACGACGACGAAGAGGAACCGUUCAAGGAGACGACGGCUGCCUCGAUCAACGAAAUAUUGAAGAAGGUUCGCAUCCCACAGCUCUCUGGACAUGAACAAAUUCAACUCAUGGAUAUGAUUGAGUGCGCUGCUUUCGUUGAGAAGCACCGUCGCUCUAUGGAUGAGAACGGUGCCCGCUUUAUGCUAUUCUUCCGCCAGCAUGCACUUCGGAAAGGUCGUACCAGUGAGAUUCAGCUGUCAUGGAGAGAAAUAGACUGGGCGUACCACUCUACUACCCAAGACAUCCUUGUCGACUUUGUUGCCCGGCAAACGCAUGGUCCUAUGCUCUGGAAGCAUGCUCGAGAAAGUGGCCUCUUCAUGUGGAUUACGGACGUAUCUGCUUUGCGAGCGCAAUUUGAGGUCGUGGCAAGAAAUGAAUAUGCCAAUAGCGAAAGCAAGAGCCCCGUCGAUUGCAGCUUCUUUUACUUGGCUUUGAAGAAGAAAACCGUGCUCCAGGGUCUCUGGCGUAUGGCUGCUGGCAACAAAGAACAAAUCGCGACGCAGCGACUGUUGCUGAACAACUUUGAAGAGGACAAGUGGAAAAUAGUGGCUCAGAAAAACGCAUAUGCAUUGCUGGGCAAGCGUCGAUUCCAAUACGCCGCGGCUUUUUUCCUUCUUGCUGGUAGACUCUGUGAUGCUGUUGAAGUCUGCCUCCGCCAGUUGAAAGACAUACAGCUAGCCAUCGCCGUAGCUCGCGUUUACGAAGGCGAUGGUGGUCCGGUUUUGCGCAAACUGCUGCAAGACGAAGUCUUACCAUUAGCGGCCCGUGAAGGAGACAGAUGGUUGGCAUCGUGGGCCUUCUGGAUGCUGGGGCGCAAGGACAUGGCUGUACGAGCACUAAUAACACCAGUCUACACACUGUUGGAGACUCCAAGCUCCCCAGAUUUCCGGUCCCGGCUAUUCCUGACAGAUGACCCUGCUUUGGUUGUGCUCUAUGGACAACUACGCCACAAGAGUCUGCAAACCUUGCGUGGUGCUUCGAAGGUGGACCCGAGAGUAGAGUGGGAGUUUGUCCUGCACAGCGCAAAAAUUUACGAUCGCAUGGGCUGCGAUCUUCUCGGCUUAGAUCUAGUGAGGAAUUGGGAAUUUCAGCAGCCAUCGUCAGCAGGCAUUGGUGGCGAGUUUAAUCCCCUGAAACUCCUCCGACGAAGAAGCUCUCUCGUCGUUAAUGACCUGCCCCUGGUACAGUUACAGACAGGUGUGCAGGGCCUCGCAGAGCGAGGCGCGAAAAGAGAAGCUCCACCUCCGACUACCUUCGAGGAGCCAGAUGUAGGCUCGCUGCUAGACAGCUUUGGGUUGUGA